UUCAGUCAUGGGUUCGGAAAUGGAGUUGACCUUCACCGAAGACCUCCAACUGACUGAGAUGAUGCGUUUGAGGGUGCAGUCGCUGCAGCAGAGGGGCCAGAAGAGGCAAGAUGGCGAGAGGUUGCUCCUGCCUCAUGAAGCCGUCUACCGCUUGGACUUCACCAAACAGGAGUUGACGUUCUCUCACUGGAACGUGACCCUGCAUGGAACGGGACGUUUCGUGGUGACAGGCAUCUCACAGCUCUGGACGCCUGACCUGACCAACCUGAUGACCAGACAGCUGCUGGAACCAAUUGGCCAGUUCUGGAGGAAUGCUGGAGAUCCAGAAGAUUCACCAAUCAAAUGCCUGGAGGCAGAUAUUCAAGAGUUUGGAGAGAGGAUAGCAGAGCUGGCCAUGGUGCGGAAGGUGAUGUACUUUCUGUUUGCCUACAAAGAGGGAGCCAAAAAAGAGAAGAUCUCCUGCUCACUGGUCUUCAAGGAAAAUGAGUGA
This is a messenger RNA of Xyrauchen texanus (razorback sucker), 490 nucleotides long. Its product is annotated as olfactory marker protein-like. The transcript has a single exon. The record is from RefSeq and is a predicted model, not a curated record. Lineage: Eukaryota; Metazoa; Chordata; Actinopteri; Cypriniformes; Catostomidae. The coding region runs from base 8 to 490 and encodes 160 amino acids. Gene Ontology annotation, biological process: signal transduction; sensory perception of smell.